CAGUUCCCACGCACGCACGCACGCACCCAGCAGCCCACUUUCCCCCCUUUUCUCUCUCUCUCUGCUCCCUCUCCUGCUUCUUCUCCUCCUCCUCCUUCGUUUUCUUCUUCCUCCUCCUUCCGAGGCUCCCUCUGUAUCCUUCCACUUUUCCGUGCCUAUCUGGAAAAGCGAGCCGGCUUGGUUGAGAUUUCUGAACGUGCUGCAUCGCGCCCCCGCCUCCCCACCCCGGGUGGCGUGGAAACAGCCCUGAUUGCAUACUCUGCAUAUCGCAAACUGUAAGCGCGAGCUGGCUCGCCCGUUUUCGCCCUCUCUCUCUCUCUCUCUCUCUCUCUCUCUCUCUUUUCUCCCUCUCCCCGCUCCCUUGUAUGUGUCUCUCUUGUAGGACUGGCUAUGGCCACCACUACUUCCGGGUUCCGUCAUUUCAUUCUCCCGCCGAUCAGCGCCGCAAAACUGAGCCUCUUCUAUAAGCCAGCCAGCAGCCAACCUGCCAACACUUACUGACACUCACUCAUCUCAGAGGGAGAGGUGAAGAGGGAGACAAAAUACCUACCGGGAGGGGGAAAGAAAAAAAAAAACCCAACGCGCGCGCACACACACACUCACCCAACCACGCACAUACACACGCACACAAAAAGAACGGAGGAAGUCCACGUUUUUGCAAACUAUUCCAUUUUUCUUCGCAUCCUACCCCACCCUCCCCCUCCCGGUAGUUUUUUUUUUUUAAAGAACCUAUAGCUUUCCUACAAGCAAAAUCCCAAACGCGGACUUACUGAGAGAAGAAUCCGAGGUUAAAAGAUUCCUCUUUUCUUCUUCUUCUUCUUCAUCAUCAUCAGCCAUCAUUCAUUCACUACCUUGACAUUCCAUGGCUUUGAUUGACAGCUGGAGUGGCAAAAAGCCAUGAGACACGACAGUUUGGUUACAUGUGGGUUGCUGAUGGGCCGAUCGUAACCUUCAGUGUGGGGCUUGACGACUUUUAUGUUUAUUUUUUUUUUAAAAAAUACCAUCAUAUUUUUUUUUACGUAAAAGAAGAAAAAAAGGAAAGACACAGAGAAGGGAAAUAAAGAAGAGCACGCUGGGGAAACAGACAAACUCUACGUGGUUUAUUUUUCCCUACUUUUUAUUGUUAUAACGAUUGUCUUUAUGAAUAUUUACGCGUAUUGGAGAACUCUAUAAGUGGGUCGGAGAAACAAGGGAAAAGGGAUUUUUUUUCUUCCUUUCCUUCUUCUUCAGUCACUUUGUUGGUGGUGUUACUGGACUGGGAUAUUAAAUAUAGGACACAUCCCGGAGUUUAUUGGAGCGCAGACUGAUGGCGCAAAGGCUUUUCCCCCAACAGCGCGAUUUCCCUGCUCCUCUCUAACUGCUCAGUGGCGCGCGGUUUACAGGGGGGAAGGUUUGCCUGCUGCUGCUGCUGCCGCCGCCGCCGCCGCUUCUGCUGCUGUGGCUGUUGCUGCCGCUGCCUGGGAAAUACAGCUACAGUUUGCUGCUUGGUUUAUCUCUGAUUUUGACAAAGACAAGGGGGAAUUGCGACUAAAUAAUGUUUCUGUACGAUGAGCUGCCUCAUUACGGCGGGAUGGACGGAGUAGGGGUACCUGCUUCCAUGUAUGGAGACCCUCACGCCCCCAGGCCGAUCCCCCCAGUACACCAUUUGAACCACGGGCCGCCACUGCAUGCCAGCCAGCAUUAUGGAGCCCAUGCCCCGCACCCCAAUGUCAUGCCGGCCAGCAUGGGAUCGGCUGUCAAUGACGCCUUGAAGCGGGACAAGGAUGCAAUCUAUGGGCACCCGUUGUUCCCUCUGUUAGCUCUGGUCUUUGAAAAGUGCGAGCUCGCCACCUGCACUCCCCGAGAGCCCGGAGUGGCCGGCGGAGACGUCUGCUCCUCCGACUCCUUCAACGAGGACAUCGCCGUCUUCGCCAAACAGGUUCGGGCAGAAAAACCACUUUUUUCUUCAAAUCCAGAAUUGGAUAAUUUGAUGAUACAAGCUAUACAAGUCUUAAGGUUUCACCUUUUGGAAUUAGAAAAGGUUCAUGAAUUGUGUGAUAAUUUCUGUCACCGGUACAUUAGCUGUCUGAAAGGCAAAAUGCCCAUAGACCUAGUUAUUGAUGAAAGAGAUGGCAGCUCCAAAUCUGACCAUGAAGAACUCUCAGGAUCAUCCACAAAUUUAGCUGACCAUAAUCCUUCCUCUUGGAGAGAUCAUGAUGAUGCAACGUCAACGCACUCAGCAGGCACACCAGGGCCUUCCAGUGGGGGCCAUGCUUCCCAGAGUGGAGACAACAGCAGUGAGCAAGACUGCCAGCCAAAUGAACACUUUAAGAGGAGGUGUUUAAAUAUGUCUGCAGCACCCAGAGAGUUAAUCCACCCCAUUGUGCAUAGGUGUUGGAGCUCUUAUGGGGAUGGUUUAGACAACAGUGUAGCUUCUCCCGGCACAGGUGAUGAUGAUGAUCCAGACAAGGAUAAAAAACGUCAAAAGAAAAGAGGAAUCUUCCCCAAAGUAGCAACAAAUAUAAUGAGAGCGUGGCUUUUCCAACAUCUCACACAUCCGUAUCCUUCAGAGGAGCAGAAGAAACAGUUAGCCCAAGACACGGGACUUACAAUUCUACAAGUAAACAAUUGGUUUAUUAAUGCCAGAAGAAGAAUAGUACAGCCUAUGAUUGACCAGUCAAAUCGAGCAGGUUUUCUUCUUGAUCCUUCAGUGAGCCAAGGAGCAGCAUAUAGUCCAGAAGGUCAACCCAUGGGAAGCUUUGUAUUGGAUGGUCAGCAACAUAUGGGAAUCCGGCCUGCAGGACCUAUGAGUGGAAUGGGUAUGAAUAUGGGCAUGGAUGGGCAAUGGCACUACAUGUAAUCUUCACCUUGUAAACCAAUCACAAAGCAAGGGGAAAGUUUGCAAGGCAUACCAGGGGACUACAUAUCUCAGGGUGGUCCUAUGGGUAUGAGUAUGACACAAUCAAGUUACACUCCUUCCCAGAUGACCCCUCACCCUACUCAAUUAGAACAUGGACCCCAAUCCAUUCAUAUUUGCCAAGUCACCCCAUCACCCAGCCAUGAUGAUGCAUGGAGGACCCUUUACCCAUCCUGGAAUGACCAUUUCAGCACAGAGCCCCACCAUGUUAAAUUCUAUAGAACCCAAUGUCGGUGGACAGCUUAUGGACAUU
This is a messenger RNA of Ahaetulla prasina, 3149 nucleotides long. It is a transcript of the gene MEIS2, whose product is annotated as Meis homeobox 2. The record is from RefSeq and is a predicted model, not a curated record. Gene Ontology annotation, molecular function: RNA polymerase II cis-regulatory region sequence-specific DNA binding; DNA-binding transcription activator activity, RNA polymerase II-specific. The coding region runs from base 1535 to 2839 and encodes 434 amino acids. Gene Ontology annotation, biological process: brain development; positive regulation of cell population proliferation; embryonic pattern specification. Lineage: Eukaryota; Metazoa; Chordata; Lepidosauria; Squamata; Colubridae. The transcript has 15 exons.